Ostrea edulis (European flat oyster) is the source of this 9696-nucleotide messenger RNA. RefSeq lists its product as uncharacterized. Lineage: Eukaryota; Metazoa; Mollusca; Bivalvia; Ostreida; Ostreidae. The transcript has 6 exons. The record is from RefSeq and is a predicted model, not a curated record. The coding region runs from base 8045 to 9424 and encodes 459 amino acids.
AACUUAUUUCUUCUAUAAGAUCAAAUCAAAAUCAAGCAUCAAGAAACAUAGCUAAUAUUUACAGAUGCACAUCCAUGUACCUAAAAUUGUGGUAUUUUUGGUAUACAAAAAUUCCCACUUCUUAGAUCCGUGAAAGCGUGUCCACCACCUUACUCUCUUUUCAGUGUAGUUUAUCGAAAACAAAAGUAGGCUUUUGAUCAAUUUGUAAAUUGUUAUUUAUCAACCAAACUUCAAUUAUCGCUUAAUUAGAGACUUCACAUCAUAUAUGAAACAACAUUAAAGGUGCAAGCAGUAAUUCUGCAAAAAGCGCUUCGGUGUUUAUUGGCAAAAUUAUCCAUGCAGAAGUACAGAUAGAAUACAUAUCAUGCGUCGUUUUCAAUAUUUUUAUGUCAAUUCAAAAGUCCUUUGUUGAUUCUGUAAUUGACCAUGUUUGAGGUAAAAUGAGUAUCGGAUUGCACCAUCUAUAUAUUGAUCUUUUAAAUUUAGCAAUACACUUUUGGUAUAUAGAUUAGGGUACACGAUAGCACGGAGGUAGAGAUCAGGGUAAGGAAAUAUGUUUAUUUUAAAUUUGUGAAAUGAAAAUCAUUAGAAUAACUCUGAAAGCUAGUACUCAGUCAAGAAAACAUAAUACUGAUUAUAAUAAGUUUGGACAACAAUCAUAAGAACGUCUUACGGUUGUCUUUAUCAACCAUGAAGGAAUUGGUUAUGAUGUAUCGGGGAAGUACAUCAGAUUGAAGUGAUAUUCUAGCAAUAUAUACGUUUGCUAUAGUUUAAGAAAAGUAUCCAAUAAUUGAUAUGAAAAUAAUGAGCGAAUAGAAAAUGAAACUAGGAAAAUACCGAAAUGUUCGUAUACACCUACCAACAGCUCUUUCGCGGAAGAUACACACAAGUUGCUGUCCUUUAAAAAAGACUUCAAUACGUGGGAGCAGAGCUAUGCAUGAGGGAGGUAAUCCUUAAUUUUGAAAUGAAUUUCUACAUUUCGUCACAGCAAUUAAAUUUAUAUCCGAAUUUAAAGCUAGCAACGAAGUACUAUAUGAUAUUCUGUAUUCCCCGCUUUACGUGUUAAGACAAUGUAAGAGUUUUAAAUCACCAUCUUCUUCGUAGUGUACAAACAGAGUGUAAUUUUCGGAAAAUGUAUUCAAUUUCAUUUGUAAUUUGAAACAUCGAUUAACAUUUGACGUCACAACUGAGCCCCAUAUGUUUGUUGUAUGUGUAUAUCUUAUACGUCUCAGAAUUAAGAGUGUGUAUUAUUUGUAAUAUUUAUGUGUUUAGAACUUUGUGAAUUUUCCUUCAUUAUUAAAUAUCUAAUAGGGUACCUUUGAUUUGUUGUUUGAAAUGUUAUGUAUAAUGGAAUACAUUGUAUCCUUAGCAUAAAUCAUCGAUAUGCGCAUUGGUAACAACAUGCUGAAUUCAUGAUUCAUAGACAUUGGUGUUAUUAAAAGGAAAAGCAGGAAGCAUCAAACACUUUUAUGAGACAUGUGGCGAGGAAUAGAUAUAGUUGAAACUCAUAUAAAAUGAAAAUAUUCACCCCAAAGUUAAUUCUGUGCCUUUUUAUUAUAGAAAUUACGGACAUUGUAGACAGCGUGUUGUGUAUUUAAAUAUAACACCAGAAUUCUAGAUCUGUUUAUGUAAACACUUAUUUCUGGUUAUCAUAAAACACUUUUGAUUGGAAUGUUAAUUCAAGCAUACAAUAAUUUAAUAUGUUUUAUGGUGUGACUGUUGAAACACAAAAACUAUCUUUCUCUGGCUUUCAACUCAACCUUCAGAUGUAUCGACGGCGUUAUGCAUGCAUCUACAUGUAUUUUGAAUAAUGUUCGUUUUAUUCAUAUGCCUGUUUGAUAUAUUACAGUGAAGUCGAAAUAAAAGACACCACAGAGUCUAACAUAUCUUCUUCAUAUUUGCAUAUUCUUUUGAACAUAAUUUUUUUUUUACGCCAAACGAAAGACUCAAUAUUAUGACUAACAGAAUUACUUCAGAUUCUCCACAGUCAACUUCCUACAUUCAAUUAGCAAUAUUCCAUCAUCACCUGCAUAUGGUGUUUAUCCUCUCAGCGGAUACAAUACGCACAAUCAUUUUCUGCUUAUGAAGAAGUUUUAAAUGGAGGGAAGCUACUGAUGUAAAAUUGAUAGGGUAACAAUUUUGAUGCACCAGAUGCGCAUUUCGACAAAUAAUGUUUCUUCAGUGAUGGUCAAGCCGAAAGUUUGGAAAUCCGAAAUAACAAUACACUUGUAAGAGCUAAAAUGAAAACCAGAGUGCCAAAAAGUGGAGCCAAUUUCGUCCAAGGAAAAAGUUGAUUUUACAGGGUUAAGUUUCUACUGCUCCGUUCUAAGUCAGCAUUUCGCAAAUUCUAUCGUAGUUAUGAUGAUCCACAGUGUAUUUACAAAUACAACCUGUCGUUAAAUUGAAUGCUGUCUGAAGUGCUCCAUACCAAUUGUUAGUCCAUUCUUUACAUACUGAUUUUGACUACGAAUUACUCCGUUUACCUGAUGAAGAUAGAGGGGAUACGGUGGGUAUGACCCAUCAACAGGGGACACCUCUGGCGUGUAGAAUGAUCCUUUAGUCCUGCUCCUAAGUAAUAUUUUGCAUUCUCUAACUAAGGUCAUGUAUUUGAUGCAGCCAUUGGCAGCUUAAGUAAUGCUUCCUUUUCACAGUUAACAUGAAAUAUUGAAAUUUAUAUAUAUUGUUGAAAUGACAGAGUAAAUGUAAAGGACUCUACCCCCUCCAAACCGGUCAGCUUCUUGAAUGCAAUUUUGCGCAAAACGUUUAAUUUGGCACCUAUACACUCUGAGUCUUCUAUCGGGCCUUUUCAAUAAAACUGAGGCUUAUCGCUAAACCACCAGCGUUGCCACGGCCACACUACAUGACUCUGAAAGCACUGAAGUCGGUUAGACGAGUGCGUAGUCACAAAAUUGCCAAGAACGGGUCUGCGCGCUGUAAUCCAGCACCCGGUAGUCGAUUGCGAACAGUCUGAUCUGAUUCUCUGCGAAUUACAGGAAUGGCAAAUGUUGAAAGUGACGCUGUUGUGAAUAUUUGACAAAGAUGACGCCAUUGGAUGAAAUAUAAUGUGCUGCUUACGUUAGAAGUGGUCUACCUGCGCUAUGGCGAUCAUUUAUUGAAUCAUGCUGUUGAUAUCUGAUCCAAAGGCGAGAUAUGGUGCUUUUAGCAAUAUUGAAAUCUCUUGCAACUGCAAAUGGUGACACACAUUCGUCCAACGCGGUAAAUCGCAUUAUUGAGUUGACCAUCAUUCCGACGCGGCAUUUCUCAAAAAGCGAUUACAUUCAAAGAUAAUGCAAUCAAAUAUCGAGAAUUCUUGCAUUUGAUAGACCAUUGGUGCCAAAAUCACGUGCAUUAAAAACUUACAACAAUCGCGAGUUACAGAGACCGAUUUUAGGAUGAUUUUUAACAUUUAAACAACAUUUAUUCAGGUAUAUAGUAAGUUUUUUUUUUUUUUUUACAUAAUUCUACAACCCAACCUGACCAGGGGUACAGGGUUUUGAGAAUUCCCACUCUUUCACUCACACAUUCACAAGGUCAGACAUUUAUGCUAAACAAAGGCUAGAAAUAUAGAAAGUAGAAACUUUUGACAAUGCAUUCUGAUCGAGUUCAUAAAUAUCAUGCUGUAAUAAUUAACAAUCAGACGCAUGUUGUAAUACCAAGGCUGCUGUUAAAGAUUCUACUUAAAAUAAAUUAUUGAUUGAAUAUACAUGCACCGCACUUCUUAAGAAGAAAAAAGUUGAAUAAAUACAUAUGAUACUAAAAAGGAAGGAUUUUAUGAUAUUUUUGUUGUAACAUAGUGUACGUUAUAUUUGAGUUUUAUGUUUCAAGUAAUUUACAUUACUUGUCAAACUGAUCUGUCGAUCAUUUUCCUUGCAAUUUGUUUUUCUACUUUAUAUACAUUAGUCCAGAUUGGUUUAAAUGCAUUCAAUGACAGACAAUUUCCUUUACAUUUGGUCAAAUAUAUAUAAUGUUUCAAAUGGUAAUUUACAAAGUUUACCAUUUAAAUUUUGAAAUAUCCAAGGAUAAAAGUUUUCUUAUCAGUUAUAAUCUUAAACGAAGUUUUCAUUAAACCAACAUUGCACAUUUCUUUUUAAAAAAAUACUGACUUUUUCAAAAUCUUACAUGAUGUGUUCCAAUGACAUUCUCUCCUCUAAACAAAAAGUGCAUAGAUCGUUGUCUGAUUUCUUUAUCAUUUUCAAAAAGGUAUUUGUAGUUAAAAGUCUAUGAUUCACUCGACAUUGUAACCAAUGUAAUUUACUAUCUUUUGUGUUCAUAAAAACAUUCUUAUGAAUUUUUCUCCAUUCCCAUUUUUGUCCAGCUGGUUUAUUUUUGUUAGAAUUAAAUAUUCUGUAAAGUUUUCUAUUGUUGGUUGUUAUUUCCUAGUAAGGGUAUGAUGUAUAAGGGAAUAAUUGGUUCUUGUUCUUUAAUCAGAUGGACAAUAUUAAAAUAUCUCAUCAUUUUCUUUACUGCUUGUGUUACUCCGAAAAAAAUCCAAAAAUUAGUUUUGAUACUAUAUUUUGCUUUGAAUUGAGCAUAAGUCAUCAUAUUCCCUUCCUCAUCUAGUAACGCAUUUAUUAAACAAAUAUUGUUUUACACGAUUCCUUCAAAUACAUCAAUUUUAAAAAAAUCUACUUUCAGUGUUCCAUUGUACCAUAGAACAAAUUUACCCAUUUUUCUGGUGUCAAUUCAUUUUCAAAACAAAUCUCAGUUUCUUCCAAGAGUUAAAAAUAGCUUGCCAUUUUAAAAAAAAUUCUAUACAUUUUAAUGCAUACGUUGGACCAUAUCUAAAGACCUGGCUAAUAUUGAUAACUUCGCCUAUGACAAAUUGCCACUUUGCUGAGCUAUGCAGUAAUUUCUUAAACCAAGAUAUUUUCAUAUAUGCAAUAAAAUUCUUUAUAUUUGCCAUGUUUUAACCACCUUUUUAACAUUAUACAUCAGCGCUAUUUUUAAACUAGAUAGAUAGAUUUCCACUCUGAUUUAUUUUUUUGUGAUAUCAUUAAGAAAAAAUUUAAUCCAGUUGAUGAUAGAUUCACCAAAAUUAAAGAGAGUUUCAUUACAUAAAUUACAUAAAUUAAUUAAUCCCAUGACACAGUAUCAAAAGCUUUUUCAAAGUCUAUAAGUAGAAUUAGACUUGGAAUGUUUUAUCAAUCUGGUGUUUUCCGUAAUAUUUCUGCCUGAUAUAAAUCCUGUUUGAUCUCCAUUUAUUGAAUUUGGUAGAAAAAGUUUUAUUCGAUUUGCUAUACAUUCCGAUCCUAUAUUAUAGACAUUAUUUAAUAAUGGCAUUGAUUUCCACAGUUCAGUACUCGACGUGCCAACAUACUGAUCUACUCGGCUAGGCAAUACUGAAAUGAAUCGACAUAUUGCUGAUAUUAAUAUUUUCAUCCACGUUGUAAGAGGACGUCUGCCAUUAUGACGAUGUAGAGUACCUCCAUAACACUUUGUCUUGUUUUAUUUGACUGAUUUGCUGUAUGCAUAGACAUAAUCUGAAAUUAAAAUGUUAAUUUCAACAUUUGAAGUUAACCUUUUAUAUAAGCAAAAUACUUUAUAUACACAUAGGGUAAUUUUGACAGGUUGAAAAUAUUGGCUAAUUUUUACAAAUGAGGAUAAUUCGCAAAAAAUUGAAUAAAGCGCUAAAAUUUCUAUUCAUAUAAAUGAUACACAUAAAAGUGCAUCAAAAUUAAAGCGCACUAAGAUUUUGCACUACAUUUUAGAAAACAAUAUGCUAGAUAUACUCGACGCCAAACUUACCAAACAUACAGAAAUUUAGCUUAGGCACCCAUCACAAAUUAAAGAUGCUAUUUUCUGUAUUUUCAACAGUUUAUCAAUAUGAGAGGCAAAGAUAACAAGCAGUAAUAAUUCUCAUAACUCCUCUAAGCAAUGCAAAAUAAAGAGUUGGGAAAAAACGGACACAUAUACCAGACGCUGGAUCAGGUGCCUAGGAGCAGUAAGCAUCCCCUGUCACACCUGUCGUGAGCCCUAUAUUCUGAUCAGAUACCAGGAGUUAUCCGUAGUCAAAAUCAGUGUGCCAAGAACGGCCUAACAAUAGGUAUGAAACACGUCAGAUAACAUUUGACCCAAUGAUAGGUUGUAUUGGCAAACUAGAUCGUUACUAUGACCAUAGAAUUUGCGACAUGUUGACUUUAAACUAAACUGUUGAAACCUCUGCACUAUCUAAUUGUUUGUCAGUAGCCUGCUGAUUUUAUUUACCAAAAUAGUUUGCAACAUUAAUUGAAAUGUGGAAAAUUGACACGAUUACAACAAAGUAACACAUAAUGAAUUAGCUGAUUCUAACUACUAUUUUAAUGUCUAUAACACUUGUAUUGAGUUAAUUUCAAAUUCAUUGCAAACUUAUUUUGCUUUAUCCCAUUUAUAGUACAUUAGUCUUUCUCUUAGGUCACAUGAAUCACGCAGGUCAAAUAUUACAAUUUAUCUGAAUCCGUCGUCGUCCGCCGUGCGUUAGUAAUUGAAUAUUUUUAACUUCUUGAUAACAGCGUCUGUUGCCCUGCAUCGUCCAUUGUGCAUCAACAAUUGAACAUUUCAACUCAUAACUGCCAUUCAAUUUCUUUUCAAAUUUGGUAUGAAGCAUCUUUGUGACAGGGGCGACAUAAAUUGUAAAUUUCAGGACUCCUGCACUCCCGCGACCUUACGUCCUAAUAUGUCAAACAUUUACCGGUACUCCUAAUAUGUCUUUUUAAACUCUCAAAUUCAAUAUCAUGUAUUUUUUCGUACAUCAAGUGCAAAAAGGUCAAUAUUCAUUUUUAUUAAUUGCAUUAAACUUUUUUAUCUGUAUUGUUAGAAGACAUGAUUAUUAUCUAUUUUAAUGCAAUGAUUGAUCUCUGUUGCUUGUAUUGUGUUGACACCAACAGACAAUGAAGAUUAUUUGAAUAAGGUUUAAAUGGAAAAAGGUCAUGUUUGGAACACUAUACCUCAAUAACAAGCAUUGCGACCUCAGUUUUUCUUUUCAAUUUCUAUUUCUCCUUCAACGCAGAAAUUGAAAAUACACUUCCCAAAAAAUUGAUAUUACUCCAAAUGUCAGGUGCGAACCUCUUUAAAAAGUUUUUAUUGAUUUACUCAAAAGUUUGUAUAAAAAUUCAAUAUUUUCGCCAAUAAUUAAAAAAAUUGGUCUCUAACCCCCACUUUUUUUUUAGUUACAUUUUAAAUUUUAAGACAAGACCUUGAAAUAUAUGUGAAAUUUAAAAAUUGACAUUACUCCUAAUAUGCCCUUUUAAACUCUCAAGUUUGAUAUAAUGAAAAUGUCAUUAUUUCUUUUCAUUGCUUGUAUUAAACAUUUUUUUUUUUAUCUGUAAUGUUAGAAGGCAUGGAUAUGUAUCUAUUUUAUGUAAUAAUUGAUUUGUGUUACUUAUGUUGUAUUGACACCAACAGACAAAGUAAGUGUAAUUGAAUAAAUUUUAAGUGGAAAAGUUUUUCUUUAUGAUUUCCGAAUUCUCCUUCAAUGUAGAAAUAAAAAAUACACUUCCCAAAAAGUUGACAUUACUCCAAAUCUCAAGUGCGAACCUCUUUAAUAGAUAUUUAGAAGGAGUAGACAGUCUUUUACCAUCAUUAUAGAGUUCAUUAUCCCAGGGGUAGAAGGUUUAGUUCCGAGGUGGGGCCGAAAUUAUGAUAUUGAUUAUUGUCUUUAUCAUUUGAAAGACCUUUUGUUAAUUUUGCAUUUUUAAGAAAAGUAGAAAGGGAUGUUUCAAAAUUGUGAAUUUCGAAACUCCAAGAUUCUGAUUCUAGGGCGGGGUCUAAAAUAAUAAUAUAGUGUUCAUGUGUCAUAUAUUAGGUAAAAUCUUUCUCCAGUUUGUUCACUUUCGGGGGCACUUAUGUUUUAAGAACACAUUUUGUUUUAUAUUGCUGCUGAACAUUAAAUUGUAGCUAACAGUUUACAUAUGCAGAACAGAAUUUUGUUUUAGACAUUUCAUAACACUUGAGACUAGUGAUAUUCAUAAUUAUUAUUCUAAUACUCAGAUGACCAUUAAGGCCGUUGGACCUCUCGUUUCCUAAUGGUUUGACUUUAUUUUAACAGCAAAAUUCACAUUAUACGGUAAUGGCCGUUCAGUUGGAUGUAGUUGUGGGAAUUCAGAUUGGUACACACUACAAUUCUCUUGUAUGCUUCUUUCCAUACGAUGAAACAAGGUAUCCGAGUCCAACAUGGGAUGAUCCUUCCACUGGGAAAGUGCAGUCGAAGCAACGGACAAUAGCUGUGUAUAGCCACAACAAGGUUUUCCAAGCAUUUGGACAUGAGGCAGUAAAACAGAUACAAGGACAGAAUAACACCAAUUUAUUGGUCUUAUCAAACUUUGUAAAUGAUAUCUUCUGCUCUGGCAUUCAAGUUCCAAAAAAAGUACGUGCUGAAAAUGGCGUCAUGGUAUCAUCGUUUGAUUUGACAUCCUCUGUCAUAUCCUGUUUGAUUCGAAAUCCAAAUCUACGAAAGAUAGAACCACUAAAGAAGCGAUAUGUCUUCACCAUACCGUCCAGGGCGUGUGAAAAGCAUGCAGAGUUUCUUGAAUCCGCGGCAAAAAAUGCUGGUUUACACAAAGGCCAGAUACUAGUUAUUCCAAAAGCAGCGGCUAUUCUUCAUUUCUGUAAACACAAGCAUCGUGCACAUGCUGAUGGCAAAGAAAUAGACCCUUUCAUCAUUGGCAAACCAAAUGUGGUUUUAGAAUGUGAAGUGGAAGACAACACUAAAGGUUUUACAGUACGAGAUAAUUCGCAUACCGUAUAUGACGUCGGCAUUUCUAUUUUGAUGCUUCAAGAAGAUGAUGCCAUAGAAAUAAUUUACAACUCGUUUGAAAAUGAAAUUAUUUUGAGUAAGGUACAGCAUAAUUUUGAAGAUCUGAUCAGUCAGAUCGUUGGAAAGUCGGUUUUCGACGAUUUCUGUCAAAGGAAUAUUUCUGAUUAUCACGAACUGCUCCAUACCCUACACGAUAAAAUAAAAGGACCCUCCACAGAAAUAAUAACAUUCUCAUUGCCUGCAGAAUUGUUUGCUUUAAUUGAAGAGCAACCGAAGGAACGGAUUGAGAAAGCAAUUGAGAAAAUGAAUCUUGUCAACAAAGUUUAUUUCUUUGCUGGAAAAUGCAGGAUUGCUCCCGAUGUUUUUCAAACGUUGUUUAUGGACACCAAAAAGAAUGUGGUACAACUCCUACACAAGGUGUUGGUGGACAGUGGGCUAAAAGAGAAAGUAAAUAUCAUUCUUCCUGGAGAAUUUUCAAAUUCUGUCAUUUUUCAAGACACAAUAAGACGUGAAUUUCCCGACGACUGCAUCAUAACUGACGAAGAAGAAAUGGCAACGAAAGGAGCAGCAUUGUAUGGUCACCGACCUGUCAAACUUAUUCUGAAGGAAAGGCUUUGGAAUACUGCACAAGUGGCAGUUAGUGUGCAGAGAAGAAAGAAACGGAGGAGGAAACAUCUCUGCUCUGUUAUGUGAAGUAGUACUGCCAUUCAUUUCCAUUUUCCUCUUGACUUAUGUAGUGUCCUAAUAUUGGGUGUACAUUAUGCUUAUUCAGGCAUGUGCCAUAUACAGUGACAGGUACAAGUUAUUAUCAAUACAUAUAUUAUAUGAUUGUACAUGUUAAUCGGACAAAUAAUUUGGAUGAUAAUGUACAUAACCUUAACAUACAAUCAAAUGUAUAAUGUAUGAAUGUUUGAGUUAUAAAGUAUUUGUAUGUUACCAAUAAAAAUGCCAGAAAUGAACAUAAA